Messenger RNA from Gongylonema pulchrum, 372 nucleotides. The record is from the annotation of a GenBank genome assembly. Lineage: Eukaryota; Metazoa; Nematoda; Chromadorea; Rhabditida; Gongylonematidae.
UGGUUCUAUUUGCAGGGUUCGAUGAUCGCCGGCUACGAUAAACGAGGUCCUGCAAUUUUCAGGGUUGACAGUGAGGGGCAGCGUGUCCAGUUACGGCUCUGCAGUAUUGGUUCUGGCUCGUUGAGUGCCUAUGGUAUUCUGGACAAUUUUUAUGAACCGAAAAUGACGGACGAGGAGGCGCAGAAGUUGGGAAGACGGGCAAUAAUGCAUGCUACAUACCGUGACACAGGUUCCGGCGGCGUCUGCAACUUGGUGCACAUCACGGCAAAAGAGAAGAUCCGUUUUCCGCCGCUCGACGUCUCACAGCUUUACUACGAGUUCGCAGAUGAACUGGGACGUGACAUCACUUAUGAACCCAAUCUCGAAAGUUAA